UGCUAUAACUUUAAAGAAACAUACAUUCCCAAGAUGCAGCCAGGAAAAAUAAUUGAAGACGCAGUCAGAUAUGUGGCGUUCAAUCAAGAUCAUUCUGCUCUUUGUGUGGGAUGUAAUUCUGGCUUCAAGUUAUUUUCCCUUAAUAAUAUCGAAAAAAUGGAUGAAGCUUUUUAUGAGGGCAAUCUGACAAAUGUAGUUAUUGUUGAACGACUCUAUUUAUCUAGCCUAGUUGUGACAGUGAGUCAAAAUACGCCUAGACGAUUGAGCUUAUGCCAUUUCAAGAAAGGAACUGAAAUUUGCAAUUACUCAUAUCCAAAUCGUGUUCUGUCUGUAAAGUUGAAUAGAAAGCGCUUAGUUGUAUGCUUAGUGGACAGUCUCUAUAUACAUAACAUCAAAGACAUGAAAGUUGUGCAUACGAUAAAAGAAACUCCAGAUAACCAUCACGGAGUUUGUGCCCUUUGCUCUUCAGACGAGUGCGGAUACCUGGCGUACCCUGGCUCGUCAACUAUGGGGGAGGUGCAAGUAUUCGACGCACACCACUUAGUCCCUGUUGUUACCAUUCCGGCACAUGAUAACCCACUCACCGCAAUGAGUUUCAGCAGAGGUGGCGACAAACUGGCUACUGCGUCAGACAAGGGCACUGUAAUCAGGGUUUUCUCUAUGCCCGAAGGCAACAAGGUGUUCGAGUUCAGAAGAGGAGUGAAACGAUGUGUCACCAUCUACUCCCUCUCAUUCAGCAAUGAUUCCUUAUUGCUCGCCUGCUGCAGCAACACCGAAACUAUACACAUAUUCAAACUAGAAACGGCCUCUAACAGACUGUAUUCAAAUGCGCCAGUGACAAACGGACAAAGAGCACUUCCCAACUCUUCUCAAAAUUUCAAUGACAGCGCCAAUAGUCAAACAUGGAUGGGCUAUUUUGGUCAAGCGAUAAUGGAUAGCGCCUCUUACUUGCCUUCAAAUGUGGGCGAAAUGUUUACGCAAGGACGGGCUGCAUUUCAAGCAAGGAUUCCAUCAUUCAACGAAGACUCCACUUUCUUCAACACAUGUGCUCUGGCAUGGAUCAAUAAAAUUCUGAGGUUGGUCGUAGCUAGCACCUCAGGCCAAUUGUAUAUUUUCAAUGUUGACUUGUCUGAUUCAACAGGGGAGUGUGCUCUAAUUCGGCAGCAUAAAAUUGACGGAAGCACUGGGUUAGGAGUAGGUGGAAGUCGAAAAUUGAGCACUCCCAAUGGAUCAAAAGCGUCAACAGGGAGUUCGGUUGCUGCAAAAAGCAACCCCCAGCGAGUUCCCGGCAUGUCUGCUCGGACUAGCUCCCAAAGUUCGGGCGAUUAUCCACAUCAGAAUAAUGUUGUUACCUCAGAGGAGCAGAAUAGUCCGCGGACAUCAGGUGGAAUCGACAUUCCUCGCUCAAAUUCAAUUGAGGCGAACCAGGACUUGAACUAUUUACCCGGUGUUACCCAUUUGUCUUUCCCUUAUACAGCAGGAGAAGGCUCUUUCGGAAAUAAUCAGGUGCACACCGCCUCGUCGCCUGGCAGUGCGACAGGAGUCUCGUAUGCCGGUGCUUUGGGAACAUCGCCGGGAGCAGUGGAAGAAACGGCGAACCAAUUCCAGGCUGCAAUUAGGUUGGACGAUGAUAGCGAAUUCCCUCCUAUGACUAUGCAUACAGAUGACUGAACUGCAAAACUUCUAAAUAAUAUAUCUAGCAAGGCAAAAUGAUUUUUUGAACGAUUAGAUUGAAUUUUAGAAUCAAAAGAAACAAGUCGAACGUAUUGCCACUGUAUUGCUUAAGUGAAUUCUAAUUUUUCGUUCUCUAAUGGUUAUUUGUUUGCCUCGAAGAUAUACUAUUGGUUUAUAGAUUUUACUUAUUGUAUGGGUUAAGGUUUUAUGUUCUUUUCGUUACCAGUGUCCGAAAUACGUCCAGCUGUGCAGUUGUCAAGUCACUCAUGAGAUUUAGUUUUGUUAGAUAGAUUUAGUUGAUAAAUUGAAAAAUGAUUUUCCUCCUACCAAAUGGCGCUAAAUUUUACACCUUCAAAUGAGAGAAAUGCUUAGAGUUAGUUAAUAAUUGUAAUAUUAUGAAUCAUCCGAGAAUACUCAGUCUCUAUCCCCUUUAUUGUCACGGACAGUUAAUGCGAUUCCCAUAGUUUAUUGUAAUAGAAAAAAUAGCUGAAAA
This is a messenger RNA of Symsagittifera roscoffensis, 2167 nucleotides long. Its product is annotated as WD repeat domain phosphoinositide-interacting protein 2-like. Bases 34 to 1671 code for a protein of 545 amino acids. The transcript is spliced from 3 exons. Gene Ontology annotation, molecular function: protein binding; phosphatidylinositol-3,5-bisphosphate binding; phosphatidylinositol-3-phosphate binding. Lineage: Eukaryota; Metazoa; Xenacoelomorpha; Acoela; Convolutidae. Gene Ontology annotation, cellular component: cytosol; phagophore assembly site membrane; extrinsic component of membrane. Gene Ontology annotation, biological process: autophagy of mitochondrion; protein lipidation; protein localization to phagophore assembly site. The record is from RefSeq and is a predicted model, not a curated record.